ACGACGUCUGUCCAGUGUCGAUAAAAGAUUGACACGCUUGAAGUCUUUAUAUUAGGGACAUUAUUUACGAAAAUUAACACAUAAGUUAAUAUAUUUAUUUUUGAUUAUAAGAAAGAGAAUUUGAAUAUUCGAAGACUUCCAAAAUGAGUACUAUAUUAGAAAAGAUUGCAGCCAUUGAGUCCGAGAUGGCCCGGACUCAAAAAAAUAAGGCAACUGCUCUUCAUUUGGGUAUUUUAAAAGCAAGAUUGGCUAAGUUGAGGAGAGAACUAAUCACUCCAAAAGGUGGCGGCGGAGCUACUGGAGAAGGUUUCGAUGUCGCUAAAACUGGUGAUGCCCGAAUUGGAUUUGUAGGUUUUCCAUCUGUAGGAAAAUCUACAUUGCUCUCCAAUUUGGCAGGAGUGUACUCUGAGGUUGCAGCCUAUGAGUUCACAACGCUAACAACUGUUCCUGGUUGUAUUAAAUAUAAGGGUGCUAAGAUUCAGUUACUUGACUUGCCUGGUAUUAUUGAAGGUGCUAAAGAUGGCAAAGGUCGUGGUCGCCAAGUGAUCGCUGUUGCUCGGACAUGCAGUCUCAUAUUCAUAGUGCUCGAUGUUUUGAAACCCCUGCAGCACAAGAAGUUGCUGGAGCAUGAAUUGGAAGGUUUCGGUCUGAGGUUAAACAAACAACCUCCAAAUAUAUACUUUAGGAAGAAAGACAAAGGUGGAAUUAAUUUGAACACAACUUGUCCGCAAUCUGAACUUGAUGUGGAGGCUGUUAAAACAAUACUCUCAGAAUAUAAGAUACAUAAUGCUGAUAUUACACUAAGGUAUGAUGCUACAAGUGACGAUCUUAUUGAUGUUAUUGAAGGAAAUAGAAUCUAUGUACCAUGUAUCUACUUGUUGAAUAAAAUUGAUCAGAUUAGCAUAGAAGAAUUGGAUGUUAUUUACAAAAUUCCGCAUUGUGUGCCCAUCUCCGCUCACCACAGGUGGAAUUUUGAUGAUUUAUUGGAGAAAAUGUGGGAAUAUCUCAAACUUAUUAGAAUAUACACUAAACCAAAAGGCCAACUGCCAGAUUACAAUGCUCCAGUUGUUUUGCAUGCCGAUAGAACAAGCGUAGAAGAUUUUUGUAACAAACUUCAUAGAUCUAUUGUGAAGGAGUUUAAAUAUGCCCUUGUAUGGGGAUCAUCUGUCAAGCAUCAGCCCCAGAAAGUUGGUAUUGAUCAUGUGCUAGCAGAUGAAGAUGUUGUCCAGAUUGUGAAGAAAGUUUAGCGUGACCGACAUAUUGUAUCAAUUAUACAAAAAUAUUUUAUUCACCAUCAAGUUAAACUUGUUGCGAUAUCCUUUAUCCACAGGGAUGUAAACCAGCGGAACUAUGACUAUAAAUACAUUCAAAUAAGUACCGAAAUGCAAUUUUUUUUUUUAGUAUUUCAUUUUAACUACAUGAUAAGAAUAUAAUAUAACUUAUAAGAUUCGAAACUCAAGUGUUUAAAAUGUAUUCAAACUCAUAAUUCCACUAUUACAUUCUUGUGCAAGUAUCAUGUUUGAUUUGUCGUACAAACGCAUAUUGUGUUGUAUUUAUUAAGUAACUAUAUUUUUAUCUUUUUUAUAUAUGGUUUAUACAUGAAAUAUUUGAGAAAGAGACUUGUCGAGCUGUCAAUACGCUUUUCGGUUUAUCAACGAAAAAAAUGUGUAAAAAUAUUAAGCAUUACUCAUAAAAUUUAAACUGAUUAGCCAAGACAUAGAAAGGUUAAUAAUAUAUGUUCAAUAUAUUAUAAGACGACAUAUCUCUUCUCUAUAAAACUGUCUUGUAUAUAAUCCAAAUCUAAAACGUCUAUAUUAUUAUUAAGUGCUUAACCCUUUCUGCGUGAUACAGCUGGUAUUUUUAUCCCUGAAUGUUUACAUAAUGAAAUCUAAAAAGUAUUUCGUACUGAUUUCUAUUGGUUUAUGAUGUUCAAAUUCAACAUUCUAUCGCGUGUUUUUUGUGUUUAAAACUUUGAAGUUUAACAUUGUGUGUAACUCAGGUUGUUUAUUUCUAUAAGCAUUUAAUUAAGACUUACAGUUAUUUUACAUUGUAUAUCAAAAGAUGA
Zerene cesonia (dogface butterfly) is the source of this 2065-nucleotide messenger RNA. It is a transcript of the gene 128up, whose product is annotated as GTP-binding protein 128up. Gene Ontology annotation, cellular component: cytoplasm. Gene Ontology annotation, molecular function: GTP binding; GTPase activity. The coding region runs from base 144 to 1247 and encodes 367 amino acids. The record is from RefSeq and is a predicted model, not a curated record. Gene Ontology annotation, biological process: cytoplasmic translation. Lineage: Eukaryota; Metazoa; Arthropoda; Insecta; Lepidoptera; Pieridae. The transcript has 7 exons.